Paramecium primaurelia is the source of this 1108-nucleotide messenger RNA. Lineage: Eukaryota; Ciliophora; Oligohymenophorea; Peniculida; Parameciidae. The record is from the annotation of a GenBank genome assembly.
AUGAACAAUAAAAUGGUUAACAAUUAAAAAUAACAAUAAUGUUAAGAAGAAAGAAUUGAUCGUAAAUAGAUGUUUAAAGAUGUUGACCAUUCAUUAAGAAUACUUACAGAUAUUUAAUUGUAAAUUACAUAUAUUUAUAUUAGACCCUAAUAAAUGUCAAAAAGCAUUCAAGAUGCAUAUGAAAAAGGAGAAAUAGAAAUGAAAAAUAAUAUCUUUGAUAAUAUUAUUAAACAGAACAUUAUAGGUUUUUCCUUUGAUAUUUAUAAUCAUUAUAUCAUCUAAUGUAUUUUAGAAAAAGGAUUAAGUGAACACAAAAGUUAUAUUUUAAGAUUAGUUGUAGAAAAUAUAGAAUUCUUGUGUUAUAGAAAAUAUGCAUACAAAAUAGUAUAGUCAUGUUUAAUUUAAUAUCAAAAUAAUCAGAUUAUAUAAUUCAUAAUUGAUAAUUUAAAGAAAUUACAAUUUGAUUAAUAUGGAAAUCUCAUCAUUAAUACACUUUUAGAUACUAUUCAGAAUGAUGAAUAAUUUGCAUAAAUAAUAAACAAAUUGUAAAUUGAUAAAAUUAAAUAUCAUCAAUAUGGUUGUGUAAUUUUGAUUAAUAUGGUUACUUAUACAAAAUCAAAUCAUGUGGAUUCAAUUAUAAAUAAACUUAUUUAAGAAAGCAUAUAAUUAUCAAAAUCAUAAUUUUCAAAUUAUAUAAUUUAGAAAAUGCUCAAAGAAAGAACAAUUGAGUAAAAUAAAUUAUUAAUUAAUGAAUAUUUGAUUCCAAAUUUUAUUGAAUUAUCAUGUAAUAAAUUUGGAAGUAAUGUAUGUGAAAUUAUGGUUAAUAAAUCACUUGCUUAUUAACUUUAGAAUUUAUGGAAUUUAGUCAUUAAAUAGUAUAAUUAUUAUAUAUUUUAGAAAUCUAAAGUUAUUAUUAAAUAAUGAAUAUGCAAAUUAUGUAAUGUAAAAAUAUUAUUCACAUAUUUUGAUUUUUAAUUACAUUUUAGAAGAGUAUUAAUAAUCAUUAUAUGAAUUGAAUAAAAAACAAUUAUUAAACCAAAAUGGUAAAAUUGUUUAUCGAUUUGUCAAUCAAUGUAAUCAAGUAGUCCAAUUAAAUCAAUAUAAUUGA